AGUCAUCCCAACCAUCCCAACCAUCCAAGUCAUCUCAUUAAUAGUCACCCUAAUCAUGGAAGUAAUUCCAGUCAUCCAAAGAAUCCCAGUCAUCCCAGUCAUCCUAGUCAUCCCAGCCAUCCAACUAAUCUAAUCAAUAGUCAUCCUAUUCAUCUUAAUCAAGCAAGUCAUCCCAGUCAUCCCAAUCAUCCCAGCCAUCCAAUUCAUUUCACUAAUAGUCAUCCUAUUCAUCCUAAUCAUGUAAGUCAUCCCAAUCAUCCCAAUCAUCCCAGCCGUCCAAUUCAUUUCUCUAAUAGUCAUCCUAUUCAUCCUAAUCAUGCAAGUCAUCCCAGUCAUCCCAGCCAUUCAAGUCAUCUCAUUAAUAGUCAUCCUAUUCAUCCUAAUCAUUCAGGUCAUCCAAAUCAUCUCAGUGACCCCUGUCAUCACAGUCAUGUUCUCAUCAUAACAUUCUAGUCAUACCAGUCAUCCCAGUCAUCCUUGUUAUCUCAGUUAUCCCAGUAACCCUAGUCAUCCAAGUCAUCCUAGUAUGCCACUCAUUCCAUUCAUCCUAGUCAUUCCCUUUAUUCUUGUCAUCCUAGUCAUUUCAGGCAUCCGAAUCAUUUCAGUCACCCCUGUCAACAUAUUCAUCCCAGGUAUUCUCGUCAUCCCAGUAAUACUAGUCAUCCUAGCCAUCCUGGUCAUGACAGUCAUUCCAGCCAUCCUAGUAAUCCCACUUAUCCCAAUCAUCCAGGUCACCCUAGUCAUCUCAGUUAUUCUACCUAUCCUUUUCAUCCCAGUCACCCCUGUUAUCCUAGUUAUUCUAGUUAUCCCAGCAGCAUUGGUCAUCCCAGUCAUCCUGGUUAUCUCAGUUAUCACAGUUACCCUAGUCAUCCAAGUCAUCCCAGUCAUCCAAGUCCUAGUAUACUAGUCAUCCCAAUCAUCCUAGUCAUCACAGUGUUUCUAGUUAUCCCUGUCAUCACAGUUAUCCCAGUCAUCAUGAUUAUCCCAGUCGUCCCAGUCACCUAAGUCAUCUUAAUCAUCCCAGUCACCUUAGCCAUCCCAGCCAUCUGUGUCAGCCCACACCCCACUCUCCCCCUUCCCGAGACCCCAGUCAUCCUGUUCAACCCAGUCCUCCUAGUCAUCUCAAUAAUCUUAAUCCUUCUAGUCAUUGCAGUCAUCCAGAUCAUCCCAGUCAUCCCAGCCAUCCAAGUCAUCUCUCUAAUAGUCAUCCUAUUCAUCCUAAUCAGGCUUGUCAUCCCAGUCAUCCAAUUCAUCCUAGUCAUCCCAGCCAUCCAAGUCAUCUCAUUAAUAAUCAUCCUAGUCAU
This is a messenger RNA of Porites evermanni, 1304 nucleotides long. NCBI's taxonomy places the organism in Eukaryota, Metazoa, Cnidaria, Anthozoa, Scleractinia, Poritidae. The record is from the annotation of a GenBank genome assembly.